AUGGGUUUAUUCAAAGAGGAUCAAAAUAUAGAUGUUGAGGAUCUAUAUCUGAUGUGGAUAGCACAAGGCAUGAUUUCAUAUGAGAAUAUUCGAGACAAGGACACAACUUUGAUGGAAGUCGCGGCGCUCUACUUGGGAAGAAAGUUACCGAAAGGAAUCACUAAUCUUGUUCACCUUAGACGUUUGGCUUUACGAAGAUGUCAAUUUGAUAAGCUACCAUCGUCCAUAAGGAAUUUGGUAUACAUGGAUACCCUUGAUUUAUGUGGUUCGAUGAAUGUUGGAGUUCCAAAUGUUUUUAAGGAGAUGCUUCGUAUAAAACACUUGUCUUUUCCUUAUUAUGACAAGGAAAAAAUUGGAAAUUUUCGAGUAAGAUUGGACGUGGGGGUAGCUGAGUUGGAGAGUUUGAUCGAGUUCAAUAGUAAAGUGCAUGAAUCAAAAUGUGUGGACAGAAUGAAGAAUCUGCGACAUUUUGAAGCACACAUAUACGACAAUGAAAGCUUGUCAGCCAUAAUAGACGCCAUUGUUAUCAUGGACAAGUUAGUGUUUUGUUGGGUUGAAAUUAGUAUGGGUUGCGAGUUAGGAACAAAUGAGAGAGUAUUGGAGAAGGCAUUCACUUGUCCCAAUCUUCAUGAGUUGUGGAUUAAUGUUAAGUUAGGGAAGGCGCUGCCAGAGUGCGGGAGUGACUUCAUGAUAGCAAUUUUACUUGAAAAAAUCUUACUCGAAAUAUAA
Salvia miltiorrhiza (redroot sage) is the source of this 729-nucleotide messenger RNA. RefSeq names its product probable disease resistance protein At1g59620. The record is from RefSeq and is a predicted model, not a curated record. The transcript is spliced from 2 exons. The coding region runs from base 1 to 729 and encodes 242 amino acids. NCBI's taxonomy places the organism in Eukaryota, Viridiplantae, Streptophyta, Magnoliopsida, Lamiales, Lamiaceae.